Rhinolophus ferrumequinum (greater horseshoe bat) is the source of this 2366-nucleotide messenger RNA. RefSeq names its product solute carrier family 27 member 2 (gene SLC27A2). The transcript is spliced from 10 exons. Gene Ontology annotation, cellular component: endoplasmic reticulum membrane; endoplasmic reticulum lumen; peroxisomal membrane. Gene Ontology annotation, biological process: very long-chain fatty acid catabolic process; long-chain fatty acid import into cell; bile acid biosynthetic process. The coding region runs from base 212 to 2074 and encodes 620 amino acids. The record is from RefSeq and is a predicted model, not a curated record. Gene Ontology annotation, molecular function: long-chain fatty acid-CoA ligase activity; very long-chain fatty acid-CoA ligase activity; long-chain fatty acid transmembrane transporter activity. NCBI's taxonomy places the organism in Eukaryota, Metazoa, Chordata, Mammalia, Chiroptera, Rhinolophidae.
GCGCCCGGAACCUUCGGCAGCUCACACGCCACUCCACCUACCCGAGAGCCCGCGACGGUGCUGGGAGCCAGGUCCCCCAGCCGUUCCCCCAGCCUCUCCGUGCGCCCCUGCGCAGCCCGCCCGCCAUCCACCAGGAGCCCGCCCCGCCGCCGCGCUGCACGACCAGAGUGCGCCCUCUUCCCUUGCAGGGACAGGGGGCCCCGCCACUGUCAUGCUGCCGGUCUUCUACACGGUGCUGGCGGGGUUGCUGCUCCUGCCGCUGGUGGUGAAUCUCUGUUGCCCCUACUUCUUCCAGGACACGGGCUACUUCCUCCUGUUGGCCGGCUUGGCCCGGCGGAUACGCAGCUACGGGCAACCGGGGCAGGUGCGCACCAUCCUGCAUGUCUUUCUGGAGAAAGUGCGCCAGACUCCACACAAGCCUUUCCUGGUCUUCCGCGAUGAGACGCUCACCUACGCCCAGGUGGACCGACGCAGCAACCAAGUGGCGCGGACGCUGCACGACCACCUCGGCCUGCGUCAAGGAGACUGCGUGGCGAUCUUCAUGGGCAAUGAACCCGCCUACGUAUGGCUGUGGCUGGGGCUGCUCAAGCUGGGUUGUGCUAUGGCGUGCCUCAACUGCAACAUCCGCGCGAAGUCCCUGUUGCACUGCUUCCAGUGCUGCGGGGCGAAGGUGCUGCUGGCCUCGCCAGAACUACAAGCAGCUGUUGAAGAGGUGCUGCCAAGCCUGAAAAAAGAUAAUGUGUCCAUCUAUUAUGUGAGCAGAACUUCCAACAGAGAUGGGGUUGACUCUUUCCUAGACAAAGUGGAUGAAAGGUCCACUGAACCUAUCCCAGAAUCAUGGAGGUCUGAAGUUACUUUUUCCACUCCUGCCCUAUACAUCUAUACUUCUGGAACCACAGGUCUCCCAAAAGCUGCGACAAUCAAUCAUCGUCGCAUUUGGUACGGAACUGGCCUCUCUACUAUCAGCGGGUUUAAGAAAGAUGAUAUCAUCUAUACCACCCUCCCUUUGUACCACAGUGCUGCCCUUAUGAUUGGUCUACACGGAUGUAUUUUGGCUGGUGCUACUCUUGUUUUGCGGAACAAAUUUUCAGCCAGCCAGUUUUGGGAUGACUGUAGAAAAUACAACAUCACUGUCAUUCAGUAUAUCGGUGAACUGCUUCGGUAUUUAUGCAACUCACCCCAGAAACCAAACGAUCGUGAUCACAAAGUGAGAAUUGCCUUGGGAAAUGGCUUGCGAGGAGAUGUGUGGAGAGAAUUCAUCAAGAGAUUUGGGGACAUUCACAUUUAUGAGUUCUAUGCUUCCACUGAAGGCAAUAUCGGCUUUACAAAUUAUACGAGAAAAAUUGGUGCUGUUGGAAGAGUAAACUACCUACAGAGAAAAGUCAUAAAUUAUGAGCUGAUUAAAUAUGAUGUGGAGAAAGAUGAACCUGUCCGAGAUGAAAAUGGAUAUUGCAUUAAAGUUCCCAAAGGUGAAGUCGGACUCCUGGUUUGCAAAAUCACACAACUUACACCAUUUAGUGGCUAUGCUGGAGGAAAGUCUCAGACAGAGAAGAAAAAAUUAAGAGAUGUCUUUAAGAAAGGAGACCUCUAUUUCAACAGUGGAGAUCUCUUAAUGAUUGACCACGAAGAUUUCAUCUACUUCCACGAUAGAGUUGGAGAUACAUUCCGGUGGAAAGGGGAAAAUGUGGCCACCACUGAAGUUGCUGACGUAGUAGGACUGGUUGAUUUUGUCCAAGAAGUGAAUGUUUAUGGAGUGCAUGUGCCAGGUCAUGAGGGUCGAAUUGGUAUGGCCUCGAUCAAGAUGAAGGAAGACCAUGAAUUUGAUGGAAAGAAAGUUUUUAAGCAUGUUGCAGAUUACCUGCCCAGUUACGCAAGACCCCGGUUUCUAAGAAUACAGGACACCAUUGAGAUCACUGGAACUUUUAAACACCGCAAAGUGACCCUUGUGGAGGAGGGCUUUAACCCUGCCGUCAUCAAAGAUGCCUUGUAUUUCUUGGAUAACAAAGCAGAAAUGUAUGUGCCUAUGACUGAGGACAUUUACAACGCCAUAAAUAGUGAAACGCUGAAACUCUGAAUCUGCCCAGGAUGAUAACUCAUACUCUUCCCAGAAAGAAACUUAAUGGGCCUACUACAGCCACGUAAUAUAAUCCAACUUUAAUUCGAUUGAAGAUUGUGAGGUGCACGUUUUAUGCAUUCCAAUAAGAGACGACUUUUUGAAAUCACACCUGAACCUUUGUAAGUGAAGAGAUUUAGAGAUAAUUGUUUUUCGGUUUGCACCUACUGUUUGUGUUUGUAAACUAACCUUGUUAGAGCAAAGGCGUUCUUUUUUUUAAUAUAUAAUAAAAUAGAUGAACGCCAAUAUUUGA